ACGUCGCGACACCUUCAGGAAAAAGAAACAGAGGAGUCCGUGAACACUUCGGGCUGAUGAAUGUCUGUAGAUUUACAUGGCGAAGCCGAGCAGUGAAGACUCCCGUUGAACUUUAAUCGGAGUGCGUGUGCUUUCGGUGACCUGUGGGUACAUACACGAUGUCUUCCUCCGCUAUAUUUGUGCUGGACCUGAAGGGGAAGGUGUUGAUUUGUCGCAACUACAAAGGUGACGUGGACAUGGCGGAGAUCGACCACUUCUUUCCUUUACUCAUGCAGCACGAAGAGGAUGGGCUCCUCUGCCCUGUUCUGUCACGCGGCAACGUCCACUUCAUGUGGAUCAAACACAGCAACCUGUACCUGGUGUCUACGACAAACAAGAACUCCAACGCCUCACUUGUGUACUCGUUUCUAUACAAGCUGGUCGAGGUGUUCACAGAGUACUUCAAAGAGCUGGAGGAGGAGAGCAUUCAGGAUAAUUUCGUGGUCGUCUACGAGCUGCUGGAUGAGCUGAUGGACUUUGGAUUCCCUCAGACUACCGACAGCAAGAUCCUCCAGGAAUACAUCACUCAGGAAGGCGCCAAGCUCGAGGUGGGCAAAUCCAAGGUGCCGACCACCGUCACCAACGCCGUCUCCUGGAGGUCAGAGGGCAUCAAAUACAAGAAGAACGAGGUCUUUAUCGAUGUCAUCGAGUCCAUCAACGUACUGGUGAAUGCCAACGGCAGUGUGAUGAGCAGCGACAUCGUGGGCAGCAUCAAGCUGAAAACCAUGCUCUCUGGGAUGCCCGAGCUGCGGCUGGGCCUCAACGACCGGGUGCUCUUCGCUCUCACCGGACGUGACAAGGGAAAGACGGUGGUGAUGGAGGACGUGAAGUUCCACCAGUGUGUCCGUCUCUCGCGCUUCGAUAUUGAUCGAACCAUCUCCUUCAUUCCUCCGGAUGGGGAGUCUGAACUCAUGUCGUACCGCAUCAACACCCACGUGAAGCCUCUAAUAUGGAUCGAAUCGGUCAUCGAGAAAUUCUCUCACAGUCGAGUGGAGAUCAUGGUUAAGGCAAAGGGGCAAUUUAAAAAGCAGUCUGUGGCAAACAAUGUGGAGGUGAGGGUCCCGGUCCCCAGUGAUGCCGACUCACCCAAGUUCAAAACCAGCACCGGCAAUGCCAAAUAUGUGCCCGAGAAGAACAUGGUGGUGUGGACCAUCAAGUCUUUCCCUGGAGGUAAAGAGUUUCUAAUGAGAGCUCAUUUUGGUCUGCCGAGUGUGGAGAACAAUGAGCUUGAGGGCAAACCUCCCAUUACCGUCAAAUUUGAGAUCCCAUACUUCACAGUCUCAGGAAUACAGGUACGAUAUAUGAAGAUCAUUGAGAAAAGUGGUUACCAGGCUUUGCCGUGGGUCCGGUACAUUACACAGAGUGGAGACUACCAGCUGAGGUCCAAUGUGUAACGCCUGAGGGAUUACUGUAACUUGCUUCAACCGGGACCUCCAAAGGAACAUCUAUACUGACCACUUUUAACCUGACUGAAAGAAUGCCUUUAAAUUGUACCUGCUCUAUUUAAUGCCAGCAAUCUUGUGUUAUGAAUUAUGUGUGCAACUUGAUUUUAAUGUUUCUAUUCUAAGAUCACUGCAGA
Molecule: messenger RNA, 1618 nt
Organism: Cyclopterus lumpus (lumpfish)
Lineage: Eukaryota; Metazoa; Chordata; Actinopteri; Perciformes; Cyclopteridae
Gene: ap1m2
Product: adaptor related protein complex 1 subunit mu 2
Exons: 12
Coding region: 159-1433 (424 amino acids)
Biological process (GO): intracellular protein transport; vesicle-mediated transport
Cellular component (GO): clathrin adaptor complex; clathrin-coated vesicle
Molecular function (GO): clathrin-cargo adaptor activity
Source: RefSeq, a predicted model, not a curated record